AUGUCAGAAUCAUUCCAAAAUGUUCAUCUCUUCAUUCUUCCUGAUGGCAUUGGGAAGAAACGAUUGACAGCUCUGCACAAGUGUGCAUCCUCAGCUGGCUUCUCCCUUCAGCCUCACUUCACAAGAGAAGUGACACACCUCGUAACAGAACUGGAUUCAUUUACAAAAGUACAGUCUUCUUCAAGCAUACCUAGAGAGCAGCAUGAGCUCCUGAACCAUGUUCAAAUUGUAUCCAUCCCUUGGUUUCAUCAGUGUAUCAGAGAAAAGUCAUUGGUAUCCACUGCAAAAUUUCGCCUUGAAGUACCUGAUGAUGUACCAAGUACAAAGCGACAGAAAACCAAAGUGGUUGAAGGCUUUGACUUAACAGCCUUCAAUUCAAAUGUGGCCAAUCGGACAGCUACCAUACUUCACCUCAAUCAUCACCUUUCAACCCCCCUGGACUGUCUUGCAAGUUAUCAUGAACUGGUUGGUCUGAAUGGCAUGGGUGAUGAGAGAAGAUCACAGGCAUUUUACAAAGCCUCUGCUGCCCUUCGUUGUCUUCCGUUCAAAGUCUUUGCACCUUCCCAAGUAGAGGGUAUCAAAGACAUAGGAUCUGGUCAUUGUUUGAAGGUCAUUGAGGAGAUUCUCUCCCAUGGUACAAGUGAGGAGGUUCAGAGCAAGCUUGCUGAGAAGCGCUUUCAGGCUGUUGAGGAAUUGAGUCAUGUGUUUGGUAUUGGAGGUGCCUUGGCAAGAAAGUUUCAUGACCAGCAUGGAUGUCAGUCUGUUUCUGAUUUGAUCCAAGUUUAUAAGUCUCUGAACAUGAAAGAUGAACGUGUAAAAUAUGGUCUAGCUUUCUUUGAAGAUCUCAAAUUGCCAGUGACUAUAGAAGAAGCUAUGAGGAUUAGAGAGCUAUUAGAGUCUCUACUGGAAAAUAUUGAUCCAUGCAGCUUCUUUGAGUUGACUGGAGGCUUCAGAAGGGGGAAAGAGAUGGGACACGAUGUAGACUUCCUCAUCUCUCACCCUGAGGAAGGCCAUGAGAAGGGAGUCUUGAAGAAGCUAGUCACACAGCUCCAAGCUGGCCAUUUCAUCUUGUAUGGAAAGUUGGAAAAUGCUGAGUAUGAUUCCCAUCAGAAGCCAGCAUUAGGAGAUCAGUAUACAAUAGACCACUUUGAGCGGUGUUUCUCCAUCAUGCGUAUCCCCAAGAAUGGCAUGAAGUUUGAUGAUCCUGCUCCUCCUCAAGAUUCUAGCUUGGAUGAUCUGGUGACAUUGAGCAGGAGUAUGAGAUCAUGGAGAGCAGUAAGAGUGGACUUACAGUAUCGAGGUGCCAGACUCACCCCUAUGCGAAACCAGCCCACCUGUCCGUCGUCGGUCAUGUACUCUCAAGAAGCAGAGGUACGAAGGAACGCUCCAGCAGGAGGGAGGAGGAGGAGGUGCCCGGCCGCGUUCGAGGCGAAUCGAGAGAUGAGAACCCUGGAACUGGUCUACUGGGCGUCUGCGGCUCUCUUGGCCGUCGUGGGGAUCAUCGGUCUUGCCGUCUCCGUCGCUUUCUUCUGCCGGGUCCGACUGCCGCCCUUCGACUUCGGCGUGGUCCUGGAUGCAGGUUCCUCCAAGACGAGAACGACUCUCUUCAAGUGGGCACAGCCCAAGGACAACGGAACAGGGAAGGCCAUUCAGGUCGACACGUGCAAGGUGAACGGAGGGAUUGCCGACCAAGACCCGGAUAUCGAGAACCUUCAAAAUUACUUUCAGGACUGUGUAGGCGAUGUUCUGGAUUCGGUUUCUGAAGCCAAAGCCCCUCCAACCUUGUUCCUGGCUGCGACUGCCGGCAUGAGGUUAUUGAGGUUGGAGGACCAGGAAAAGGCAGGGCAGGUUCUCACGAACGCGCAGGCAGCGUUGGAGUCCUACCCGGUGGAGGUGAAGAACGUCCAUGAACUGGAGGGCAUAGAGGAAGGCGCUUCUGCCUGGAUCACUCUCAACUAUCUGGAGGAGAAACUUAAUUGGCCAAGCCCCAAUGCAACAGGCGAGAUUGAAACAGUAGGCUCUCUGGACCUUGGAGGAGCUUCAACCCAGAUCACGUUUGAGUCCCCGCACACACAAGUCCCCGGUUCAUAUCUUGAACUGGAAUUGUAUGGCAGAAAAUAUUACUUGUUUUCUCAUAGUUAUCUGUGCUUUGGAGCCAAUGAAGCUGUGAACAGAUUCUUUGCAGAGUUGGUCCAUGAGAGCCAAGAGAACUUGGAGAAUGACAAUGCCACUAUCUUAAAUCCAUGUGGUAAUAGGGGCAACUACAUCACCAAGACCUCAGAGCAAAUACAAUCCCCAUGUACUCUUCCCUUAAAUUUCCCUUCCAGUAAAUCAUUCAAGUUCAUUGGAACCAGUGACUUUGAAAAGUGUUCAGCCAAAGUGGCUGAUCUAUUCAAUGUGGAAGUUUGUCAAAGCAAAUACUCCAAGCUUUGCUUUGAUUCAUCCAUCAUUCCUCCUAAGGAUCAGCCAUUUGUGGGCAUAUCUGGAUUUGCAUAUGUCUUGAAUGAUCUCAAACUUCCUGAACCACUCAAUGAACUGGAUGUGAAACAACUUCUGGAAAAGAGUUGCAGGAACAGCUGGGAAGAAUUGCUUGCAAACCUGGAGCAGAUCAAUGAGAAAUUUCUGCCAGAGUUCUGUUUGCGCUCACACUAUGCAUUCUACCUGCUCACACAAGUCUAUCAGUUCACUGGCUCAAAGUGGCAUGAUGUUACCUUCAAGACCCAGGUGGAGGGAGCUGAGCUUGGGUGGUCACUUGGAUAUAUCAUCAAUGCCACUAAUGCCAUCCCUGCCAAGCCUCCAUAUCGGCUCCUGGCAGAAGAGGUCUUCUCACCUCUCGUUGUCACCUGUCUGAUUCUUCUCAUCGCCUCGACGGCUCUCGCACACGUGGCCUGGAGAUACAGACGGAGGUACCGGCUCGAGGAGAAUGCCGCCUCGCAGUCCCUCACCCAGAAGGCACAAGAAUCAUCUGUUGUGUGAUCUCAAUGAAUCAUGAGUGCCAUAUGCCAUGUGCAGUUCUGAAUGGCUGUACAUUGAAAGCAGUACAGAAUGGCAUAGUUGCCUCUCCCAACUUUAAACAACCUGACCUGUUAACAUUAAAGGGGAAGAGUCCUUGCUUGAUGUGGCAUUACCUGUUCCUUCUUAACCCAACUGGAAGUCGCAGAAGUUCAUAGUUUUUGCUGUUGUGAGCGUGAUAUUUACACUAAAGAAGUGCUUGCUGUUGCUUUUUGUUUUGGUUUUACCGGGCAGCUGAGUGAAAUAAGCCAUUAGGACUCAUACGCACUGUUUCAUGGUCUCCUCGUCCAUUGCCUUGACUAAAAUAAGAGCUUUUUUUUUAUCAGAA
Darwinula stevensoni is the source of this 3340-nucleotide messenger RNA. The record is from the annotation of a GenBank genome assembly. Lineage: Eukaryota; Metazoa; Arthropoda; Ostracoda; Podocopida; Darwinulidae.